CUUCCUUUGAAAAAAACAAUUUUAGCGUAGAGUACGUCAUUUGCCUAGAUGCUAUUGUGCGUGGAAAUUUCUUUGUGUGAUGGCAGAAGAAGACAGUCCAAGAGACAGACAGGAAAAUGAGUUACAGGCCUUGCAGGCAAUCUACAUGGAUGACUGUAAGGAUUUACGUGAAGAAGACGGAAACUCGGACCAAGAAUGGUGUCCUCCAGAGAUAGAACUGUUUCUCACGCCUCUUCAGAGCAUGGGAGGUCACAAUAGUAGCUACACGUCUCUGUCUCUUGUGGCAAAAAUGAAUGCUGACUAUCCCAACACUGCACCAGAGCUGGAAGUAACCAAUGCAAAAGGAAUUUCUGCCAAACAAGUGAGCAGUUUGGAGGAUGAACUAAGAAAGCUUGCUGAUGAAAAGUGUGGGGAAGAGAUGAUGUUUGAUUUGGCUCAUCAUGCGCAAACUUUUCUUCACAAGCAUGACAAGCCCCCAAUGAUGUCCUUUUAUGACACCAUGGUGAAGAACAAGCAGGCGAAAGAGCAGAAGUUGGAGGAAGAGAGGAGACGACAAGAGGAGAAAGAGAGGGAGACAUUUAAGAAACGACAGGAGCAAGAGAGACGUCAGAUUGAAGAGGAAAUUAUGAGGAGGUCAGAAGAGCAGAAAAGAGCCAAGAGAAAUGAACUCAAGAGAUUUGAUGUGGAAGAUGUGGAGGUUCAGUCAGUUGGAAUGGUCUUUUUAGACAAGCAAGACAAGUCUGUAGUGUUUGCACAUGAUGCUGCACAACUGAAGGAGCAUGACACGGAGCAAACAACUAAAUCAGUAGGGUCUAACCAAGUACUUGGAGUAGAGUCUUUAGAUUAUACGACUAUUCGAAGAGUACGGCACUUAGUACAACAAAAUGAAUCAAGUGGAGCCAGUGUGUUUGUGGGUAUGGAAAGUCAUGGAGAAAUGGUUGUUGUUCACGAGUGGAAGCUUCAUUGUCGAACGUCAAAGAAGAAUGUAAGUCAGCAGAUUACAUCUACUGAGUCUCAUCCAGCUGUACGACGAAGGCUAAAACAGGUUGAGAGCAUAGAGCAUGAGCUCAGACACCUACAGCAUUUUCAUCAUCCUAACCUAGUUCAUUACCUGGGUAUGAAGCAUCAUGCACAAGGAGAUAUGAUCGUCAUAGAGGUGGUCACCGAAUAUAUUGUGGGAUACAGUUUGUCAGUCAUUAUUGAGCACAGAUGUCAACUCAAUGAGGACACUGUUCGAGAUUAUACAAGGCAACUUCUUGAUGCAUUAUGUUAUCUUCACUCCAAUGCAGUUGUUCACAAGGACGUCAAAGCUUCAAAUGUUUUUGUUGAUGGCAAGGGAAACGUAAGACUCGCUGAUUACUCUAUUUAUCGAAGGCUAACUGAUUUGUAUCACUCUGUGAAUUUUGAUGGUGAGGUCAAAGUCUCUACAUUGCGCGAAGUAGGAAUGGGGAAGAAAAGUGAUGUUUACAAAUUGGGUUUGCUAAUUAUGUCUCUUGUCUGUGGAGAACCAGUGCAGAGCUAUCAGCCAGAAACUAAAGUCACUUUAUCACCUACAUUGAAGGACUUUCUUAUCAAAUGUCUGGAUGAAGACGAAAGGUACAGACCUACUGCUGGAGACUUAAUUCAACAUCCCUUUGUUACAUCUGAUGCACUAACGUUGCUUCCCUUGUAUGAACAAUCAUUAGAACAAAAUGAAGUGACCUCUGAUAUUCCAGUACUAGGACGUGCAUCAUCACCACACAGUGCAGCAAUAGCAGAAAUGAAUGCACGUCCAUUACAUUCACGUCUCUUUUCAGACUUUGAAGAAGUGACAUUGCUGGGAAAAGGAGCUUAUGGUGAAGUAUUUAAGGCUACAAACAAGUUGGACAAGUGUUUUUAUGCUAUCAAACGAAUUCGUCUCAGUCUAAGCAGGCAUGAUGUUUUGAAAAGGAUCUUGGGUGAAGUCAGUCUUCUUUCAAGGCUAAACCAUGAGAAUAUUGUCAGGUAUUUUAACUCUUGGAUAGAAGAUGAUCCAAGUGUUGGCAAAUUUAAUGAGAGUGAUGUUAGCAGCACUGUAGGAGAUACUCAGAGUGUUGCCGAAGACUUUCAGGGGCAUAAACGUCAACACAAACAAGAUGAUCAAGAGAAAGAACAAGUUGUCUCAGGGGAAGACAGAUCAUUGAGCUCUGGAAAUCUUAUAUCAUUUCAGAUAUUUAGAUCAAACACUGGAUCAAAUGCUUUUGAUGUCUCUGCAGCUACCAGUGUGUCUCCUAGUGUGCAGUUUUCUCCUACUGGUGAUAUCUUCGAACCUCGUUUUAACUCCAAUUCUGAGGGCAGCCACAGUUCAGUAUCUGAUGAUGAAAUUGUGUUUGUGGAAAGUUCGGCUAAUCUCUCAUCAUCAAAGGCAGUCAACGUCAAGAAUGAUAGUAACGACAGUGACUCAGAGAGCAAGACAAGAAGGCAAAAGAUGCCAGUGUUGCAGUAUCUUUACAUUCAGAUGGAGUUCUGUGGACAGAAUACACUUAGAAAUUUAAUAGAAAAAGGAUUGUUUAAAUUUCAACAAAAACUAUGGAGGGCGUUUAGAGAGAUAGUUGAAGGCUUGGCUUAUGUGCACAGACAAGGUAUUAUUCAUCGAGACUUGAAACCUGUCAAUAUAUUUCUGGAUUCACGUGGUCAUGUGAAGAUAGGAGAUUUUGGUCUUGCUACAAAGAGAACAUUGAAUGUUGCUGCUAGCGGUCACAACAUACAGCUAGUCGAACUAGGGAAGACAUCAGAUGCAGAUGAAGGUCUUACUGGUCAAGUGGGCACGUCAUUGUACAUUAGUCCAGAACUAGGGAAGCCAACGAGAACAAGAUACACACAGAAAGUUGACAUAUACAGUUUGGGCAUCAUCUUCUUUGAGAUGUGUCAUGAACCAUUCAACACAGCAAUGGAACGUAUUCGAGUUAUCAGCAACCUCAGAAAAGAAGAUAUUGUAUUUCCUUCUGCAUUUGAAGACGCAAAGUAUAAAGAGUCUGCUGUCAUUCGUUGGCUUCUAAAUCAUAACCCUUAUGAGCGACCAACAUCUGAGGAUCUUCUACAUAGUGACUACAUGCCUCUUAACAUGGAAGAUUCACAACUGCAUGAAGUGCUUAAGCAUACUUUGUCAUCGACAAACACAAGUCGAUAUCGGGAAAUGAUGAAUGCUUUGUUUUCUCAGCCGCCAUCGUCUGUACUUCAGUACACAUAUGACAUGCAGUUUUAUCAGAAGACUCAGUUUUCUAUCUUUCAAACUAAUCUUCAACAACAAGUGCGAGAUCGUUUGGCUAGAAUUUGUACUCGACAUGGUGCUGUAGAAGUGUUGACUCCACUGCUGAUGCCAAAGAACAACAUUAAUGAAAAGGUUGACAGCAGAGUGCAAAUGAUGGAUACAGGUGGUUGUCUAUUGACACUACCGUAUGAUCUUCGCGUUCCCUUUGCACAUUUUUUGGCCAGAAGCGAUGUAUCUAACCUGAAGAGAUAUUGUGUGAGUAAAGUUUAUCGGGACCCUAGAAUGCAAGAUGCACACCCUAGAGAACCAUGGGAAUGCGCGUUUGACAUUGUGACAACUGGUCGUGACAGUUUUGUGCCUGAUGCUGAAGUAAUUUAUCUAGUCAGUGAGGUGAUUGCUGAGUUUGCUUCACUUCAGCGCUGUGGGUACUCUGUCUUCCUGAAUCAUACUUUACUGUUAUCAGCUAUACUGUAUCACUACUCUGUUCCUAUACACCAACACGUAAAUGUUUGCAAUACGUUAUGGGAUGCUCAGUCAGGCAAACUGCGGUUGGUUCAUGCAAGAAGACAGUUGUAUGGAAUGGCAUUGUCAGAGAUGACGGUUGAAUCAUUACUGGCCUUGGUGCAAAAACAAGAAUCAAUAGAACAAGUCCGAUUGUUUUUGGAACCUGUUUUGAAACAGAAAGGAGAAACAGCAAAGAUGGCAAGAGAAGGUUUAUGUGAACUUGAAACUAUUAUCUAUCAUCUCAAAGCCUUUGCAUUAGCUGAAGACGUUUUUGUGUGGCUUGGACUUGCGUACAAGUUGGAUCAUUUUUCAGGGGUUAUGUUUGCUUAUGCUGGCAGUGCAUUGAAUCAGAAGCGUCAUCGAGGUGCUCUUGUUGAUUUCCUGGCAGCAGGAGGUCGCUAUGACAAACUUAUCAAUGAUUUUCAGACUGGUGUGUUGAAAUCCACAUCAUUCUGCUCUGCUGUUGGUGUGAGCAUUGCUGUGGACAAGAUUGUGAAUACCAUGGGAGGAGCUGAAGAAAUGGGUAUACCGGGAGUGUGUGAUGUGUUGGUCUGUUCUGUUGGAAGUGAUCCAUUAAAUCAGUGCAUUCAUAUUGUUCGUGAUCUUUGGGCAGCAGGGAUAAGCUCUCAGUUGUUUGAGAACUCUGAACAGUUGUACUCAUUGGAUGACAGACGUUGUAAAGAUUUGGGAAUAUCUCAUAUUGUUUUGUUGACUGAAAGAAGUGUUCAUGAAAACUCGACUGUUCGAGUGAGAUCGCUAGAGAGAGACAAAGUUGUUGAUAAAUCGAUUCCUCAGGCUGAACUAGUUGAAUACAUUCAGAGCAAACUGACAAACAAACUUGAGGUUACCGAGACUUCUCAGCCCACACUUGUUUCAUCAAGAGGGCAGCCGACACAAGGAGCUGCUACUGAAUCUCAUUCUUUGACUUUUCCUCACAAAGGGGUCACAGUACUAACUGCUGAUAAAAUAGCUUCAAAUAUGAAACGUCGUUUUCAAAGCUUGGCACAAUCAAAAGCAUCUCAAGUGCUGCAGAGUCUGUCUAGCACACAGAGUGUGGAAGUGGUGGCAGUUGAAUUUAGGCAGCCGUUGUUGUCAGAUCUACGAUUGCUUUUAAAUGUUGAAGGAGACGCAAAUCAAUUUGUAGCUGGUGUUUGCAGUCUUGUGGACAAAUACUCUUUACGAGGUUCUCGUAAGAACUACCUUGAUCGCAUUAUUGAAACAAUAGGAGAGUUGAGACAGAACAAGAAAAAAUCAUCUAUUGUAUUCUUGUACAGCAUUCCCGAUGAUUGUUGUGAAAUUCUAUUGUGAGAUUGAAGGUUGCUGAUGUUGGCACUCUCUGGUACUGCAAUGCACCAGUUCGAUCAGAAAUGGUCCAAAAUGAAGUGGGAUUAUUCGUAUGUCACAGCAAACAAUCGUCCUUGCUCGGGCCAUUGUAGCAGUCAUCAUAUGGCUUUCAGUUGUGUUCUGUAAAAACAGCGUAACUGUAGACAGAGAUAAUUUUGUACUGAAUCUUCUUUUCACUGCAUUGUUUGGCAUUUGAUUUGCAUUGUGAUUGGCUUAUAAUUGUUUGUCAUUGUUGAACCAGGCAGGCAAUUUGACAGAUCAA
Messenger RNA from Corticium candelabrum, 5339 nucleotides. RefSeq names its product eIF-2-alpha kinase GCN2-like. Lineage: Eukaryota; Metazoa; Porifera; Homoscleromorpha; Homosclerophorida; Plakinidae. Gene Ontology annotation, molecular function: eukaryotic translation initiation factor 2alpha kinase activity; protein binding; ATP binding. The record is from RefSeq and is a predicted model, not a curated record. The transcript has 44 exons. Gene Ontology annotation, biological process: DNA damage checkpoint signaling; regulation of translational initiation by eIF2 alpha phosphorylation. Gene Ontology annotation, cellular component: nucleus; cytoplasm; cytosol. The coding region runs from base 80 to 5041 and encodes 1653 amino acids.